Exophiala viscosa is the source of this 1233-nucleotide messenger RNA. RefSeq lists its product as uncharacterized. The transcript has a single exon. Bases 94 to 1074 code for a protein of 326 amino acids. Gene Ontology annotation, molecular function: protein binding. The record is from RefSeq and is a predicted model, not a curated record. NCBI's taxonomy places the organism in Eukaryota, Fungi, Ascomycota, Eurotiomycetes, Chaetothyriales, Herpotrichiellaceae.
UUUCAUCAGCAGAAGUAGAAGCAUAAUAUUUCAAAGAAAUUGCCCUAGUAUAAACGAUACUUGCAUCGCUCACCGGUAAAACUUCAAUCCAGUAUGAGUACCUUAGUAGACCUUCCAAGCGAAAUCCUGAUGCAGAUACUACAACAUGUCAACCUCAAUGGUGACCUUGCACGUUUGUCGCUCUGCAAUUCUCAAGUAGCAGCAUACAUCUCCCAACAAGGACACAGCUUCACCAAGGACCUCUGCUCGCAUCAUCGUAUCAGUCCACGCGUCCUGGAGUUGUUUCUGAGACACGGGAACGAUAAACAUGGCCCUUCUGGACCCUCGAUCCAGGGGGGUUUGCACGCCAUAGCUCUCAGUCACUUUCUGCAGGACAUGAGAAUCAUCGGAGUAAGCGUCCAAUCGUUGCGUGAUGUGCGAUCGGCUGGCCCCCGUCUUGCCAAUAGCGAGCCUUACCUGCUGUUAGCGGUCAUGAUCCGCUUGCUCAACGACUCAUCGACGGUGACACCUUGGAAUGGAGAUGUACUUGCCCCGUCGGCGGAUGGUGAGCGUUCCCUUUCCAGAUUGUUGCCAGAGAAAUUCUUGCAGUGCCUCGACACGGGGCUGUCUUUGGAGGAGCCGGAGUCAGUAGUUGCCGCGAUCAACCUUUGCAGCACAAUGCUGUGGAGCAAGAUUUUCCUUUUCAGACCGAAGGACUAUAGUGUUCUCAGUUUUGGCAGUCUUAGCGGAGCCUCGUUCAACAUGGAACAAGCUCUUCUCACAGAGCACGUCAUCUGGAAAGGACCCCGAUGGGUUGCUCGACUUCUGGCAUGGAGCAAAGCUGGAGAGCGUCAAGACGCACAGGGGCCAAGUAAUUGUGACAACGUCGACUUGACGCGGGUCAGUGAGGGCAUUUGGCGAGGAUCUCAUCAGGAAGGGGCUCGCAUAGCAGCUAAUGGUCUGGCGCGUCUUUUGCGGAGGAAGAGACAGCAGAAGAUUGAGCAAACAGCGAGCAGCUCCAACAUACGAGUGGUGAUCACAGAUAUGAGGGUGAAUGCAGCAGUCUGGCGUGGCUCAGCAGGGAUAUGUGAUUGAGGGCGCGUUAGCCGCCAACCGGUAUGCAUUCGUGUCUUGUCCCACUCCUUCUCAGACAAGACGCUUCAUUUGUCAUGUCUCUUUCAUCUCACAGUCAUUGUGCAACCGAGAAACACAUCAAUAUAGUGCAUGUAUGCUGCAGAAGGCUCUAGAUAAAGA